AUGAGGGAACGAUGGUCAAACGGUCAAUGUUUAGGAGCCGUUGGACCCAUUUCGUUGGAAGCUUACUCUGACUCCAUUACUGCCUUCUUCUUCUUCUUCUUCUUCUUCUUCUUCUCCUUUUUCUUCGUCUUCUUCGCUCCCAUUUCUGAAAAUUUGUGUCUGCAUUUGGACGCAAACGGAAUUGGAGAGGAAGGAGUAGCAAUGGCGGCGUCUGGAAAAUGGAUUCGAUUGGUUCUUCUCGUGGUGUUCAUGUUGUUCGUCGGGACAAUUGCCAGAGUUCCCAAAGAAAUUUCUCAAACUCAGAAUGGGGCAACUGAGAUGUUGCAGAGCUCGAGCAACUCAUCAAUGGCAGUGAGGUUGGACGAGGUUGAGGCUCUCGAUAACAAGCAUGCCGUGGACAACCCAGAAGAGAUCGCUGCUAUGGUUGACAUGAGUAUCCGCAAUGCCACUGCUAGGAGGGAGCUCGGUUUCUUCUCAUGUGGAACUGGCAAUCCCAUUGAUGACUGCUGGCGUUGCGACCCCAAUUGGCAACAGAACCGCAAACGUCUGGCAGAUUGUGGCAUUGGCUUCGGCCGGAAUGCCAUCGGUGGUCGGGACGGCCGAUUCUACGUCGUCACUGAUUCCGGCGACGACAACCCGGUCAACCCAAUGCCCGGCACCUUGCGCCAUGCGGUCAUCCAGGAUGAACCUCUCUGGAUUGUGUUCAAAAGGGACAUGGUGAUACAGCUGAAACAGGAGCUGAUCAUGAAUAGUUUCAAGACAAUUGAUGCCCGUGGGGCCAAUGUUCACAUUGCCAAUGGCGCUUGCAUAACAAUCCAGUUUGUGACCAAUGUCAUUGUUCAUGGUCUGAACAUCCAUGACUGCAAGCCCACUGGAAACGCCAUGGUAAGAAGCUCGCCCAAUCAUGUUGGGUGGAGAACAAUGGCUGAUGGGGAUGCCAUUUCCAUUUUUGGGUCGAGUCAUAUUUGGAUCGAUCACAAUUCACUUUCUAACUGUGCUGAUGGACUCGUUGAUGCUGUGAUGGGAUCCACUGCAAUUACCAUCACCAGCAAUUACUUCACCCACCACAAUGAGGUAAUGUUAUUGGGGCACAGUGACUCUUAUGUAAGAGACAAACAAAUGCAAGUGACCAUUGCUUACAAUCACUUUGGAGAAGGCCUCAUCCAAAGAAUGCCAAGGUGCAGACACGGAUACUUCCAUGUGGUGAACAAUGAUUAUACCCAUUGGGAGAUGUAUGCCAUCGGUGGAAGUGCAAACCCAACCAUCAACAGCCAGGGUAACAGAUAUGCUGCCCCAACCAAUCCUUUUGCAAAAGAGGUGACCAAGAGGGUUGAGACAGCUGAAACUGAGUGGAAAAGCUGGAAUUGGAGAUCAGAAGGAGACCUAUUGUUGAAUGGUGCGUUCUUCACUCCAUCUGGUGCAGGGGCCUCAGCAAGCUACGCCAGAGCCUCAAGCUUGGGAGCUAAAUCCUCAUCCAUGGUUGCUUCCAUAACAUCCAGCGCCGGAGCGCUUUCCUGCCGCCGCGGCCAUCCCUGCUAGCGCUCCGGCCGCCGGUCACAGAACCUCCCUCUAUUAUUUUCCUGUGAAUUUUUCAAAUAUUUACUUACAAUAGCCUUACCCCAAUAUCCAUAUUCUAUCAAUUGAUAUCUCCUUCCAAUCCUCUCUGUCUCUGCCACAUCUGAAAACUAAGUGUACAUUUUCUGUCGUCUCAUCACAGAGACGUUUCCCAUUGAACUCAUCCCAGUUUCAGUUUGCUGUUUGUUGAGACUCUGAAAUCAAUGGCUCAACCUCGGCCUGCUUCAUCUUUAAAAAAGCCACAAUUGCCAUUCAACAAGCAGGUGCGGAAGCGUUGUUCUUGUUCUUUUUAUUACCUUCUCAGUUUCCUCCCACUUUUCUUCUUCUUCCUUCAACUAUCAUUGGUACUCUUUUAUGUGUAUUGUUCUGUCUUCUGGUUCUUGUUGGAGUGUUUUUGUUCUUUCUUUUUUUUUCACCCAUUUUACACUUUUGUUCUGUCUAGUGAUACAAGCUAUAGUAUGUUUGUCAAACAUUGAAUUAUUGAAGCAAAAGUUUGCUCAAGAUUAUAGCAAAUAUUGUUGAUA
Messenger RNA from Momordica charantia (bitter melon), 2099 nucleotides. RefSeq names its product putative pectate lyase 8. Gene Ontology annotation, molecular function: pectate lyase activity. The record is from RefSeq and is a predicted model, not a curated record. NCBI's taxonomy places the organism in Eukaryota, Viridiplantae, Streptophyta, Magnoliopsida, Cucurbitales, Cucurbitaceae.